Molecule: messenger RNA, 1876 nt
Organism: Arabidopsis thaliana (thale cress)
Lineage: Eukaryota; Viridiplantae; Streptophyta; Magnoliopsida; Brassicales; Brassicaceae
Gene: HSFA2
Product: heat shock transcription factor A2
Exons: 3
Coding region: 429-1301 (290 amino acids)
Biological process (GO): regulation of DNA-templated transcription
Cellular component (GO): nucleus; cytoplasm
Molecular function (GO): DNA-binding transcription factor activity; sequence-specific DNA binding
Source: RefSeq, marked reviewed
UCUCUAGAACCUUCUCUUCUCUCCCCUUAUAAUUUCAUUUCUCUCUCCUCCACGCCUCAAUCUCUCAACUCAAAACUCAACAUUUUCUGAAGAAAGUCGCAAACUUUACCCAAAACCCAGUUUCUAAUUUUAGCAACAAAAUCAAAAAUAUCUACUUUUGUUUCUCGAAAGUUACGAAAUUCAUACAAUCUAGCUUAUCUCUGAGCUUAUGGAUUUGAGAUAAACAACGAAAAUGGAAGAACUGAAAGUGGAAAUGGAGGAAGAAACGGUGACGUUUACUGGUUCUGUAGCGGCUUCUUCAUCUGUAGGAUCCUCUUCCUCUCCUAGACCAAUGGAAGGGCUUAACGAAACAGGGCCACCACCGUUUCUGACUAAGACUUACGAAAUGGUGGAAGAUCCGGCGACGGACACGGUGGUUUCUUGGAGUAAUGGUCGUAACAGCUUUGUGGUGUGGGAUUCUCAUAAGUUCUCAACAACUCUCCUUCCACGUUACUUCAAGCAUAGCAAUUUCUCAAGUUUUAUUCGUCAGCUCAAUACUUAUAUGGGUUUCCUAUGAGUCUUCAGCUAUAAAGGGAUUCAGAAAGAUUGAUCCAGAUAGAUGGGAAUUUGCAAAUGAAGGGUUUUUAGCAGGACAAAAGCAUCUCUUGAAGAACAUCAAAAGAAGGAGGAACAUGGGUUUGCAGAAUGUGAAUCAGCAAGGAUCUGGGAUGUCAUGUGUUGAGGUUGGGCAAUACGGUUUCGACGGGGAGGUUGAGAGGUUGAAGAGGGAUCAUGGUGUGCUUGUAGCUGAGGUAGUUAGGUUGAGGCAACAGCAACACAGCUCCAAGAGUCAAGUUGCAGCUAUGGAGCAACGGUUGCUUGUUACUGAGAAGAGACAGCAGCAGAUGAUGACGUUCCUUGCCAAGGCGUUGAACAAUCCGAACUUUGUUCAGCAGUUUGCGGUUAUGAGUAAAGAGAAGAAGAGUUUGUUUGGUUUGGAUGUGGGGAGGAAACGGAGGCUUACUUCUACUCCAAGCUUGGGGACUAUGGAGGAGAAUUUGUUACAUGAUCAAGAGUUUGAUAGAAUGAAGGAUGAUAUGGAAAUGUUGUUCGCUGCAGCAAUCGAUGAUGAGGCGAAUAAUUCGAUGCCUACUAAGGAGGAACAAUGUUUGGAGGCUAUGAAUGUGAUGAUGAGAGAUGGUAAUUUGGAAGCAGCGUUGGAUGUGAAAGUGGAAGAUUUGGUUGGUUCGCCUUUGGAUUGGGACAGCCAAGAUCUACAUGACAUGGUUGAUCAAAUGGGUUUUCUUGGUUCGGAACCUUAACUAUACGGUAUUAACACAUCUACUUGUUGCGGUCUAAGUUAUGGUAAUGCUACCACUUUUAUUUACUAGUUGAAUUGUUUGUUUGUUUGUUUUGACUCAAGGAAGAGUCAUUGAGUGUGGUUUGUUGUACAUUUGUGUUUUCUUGUUCUGAUGAAUAAAAAACUCUGAUUUCGUUUGACAAUUUUAAUGGUUGUUUGUUUUUCCUUCUCCAGACCUUAGAAGCAUGAGAUGGAGCUGCGAUAAGAGUAUCAAGCUCCGUGUCUACUUAUCUUAGUACUCACUUUGGUCAACAUUUAGGAGUUUAUGUAAUUAGUAACUUUUGCUAAGCUUUCUUAGAGAAAAGAGGUCAUGAUACUAAGAAAGUAUUUCUUUGAAUGUAACACUUUUAAUUUUGAAGUUCAUAAAAUUUACAAACUUGUUGAUCUAGUUACUUGGGACAUAAUUGGAACUAAAUGGCCUGUGUGAUAUUUUUGUAGAUCAAGUUCCUGCUGCAUCCUAGUCCUAUGUAACAACUCACGACAACUUCAAAAAAAGAAAAAUGUUAAAUUAGAUUCAAGAAAAAAUAACUCAUGACA